Molecule: messenger RNA, 749 nt
Organism: Microplitis demolitor
Lineage: Eukaryota; Metazoa; Arthropoda; Insecta; Hymenoptera; Braconidae
Exons: 3
Coding region: 12-749 (245 amino acids)
Source: RefSeq, a predicted model, not a curated record
UACUCAUCGAAAUGAAGCAUACGUUGCUAUUUUUUUUUCUUGUCCGAAUAUCUUUUGCCGAUGAUGAUCAAGGUAAUUUUGAAUUAAUAAAUAAUUUUAUUACCGGUGUAAGAGAAUUUCCAGCUCCGGAUAAAUUGGCCAGAGGCGUUUAUACCAAUGAUUUAAUUGAUAAUACCACUUAUUUUAUUAGUGAAAUUAUUAAAAAUUUUUUAGCCGAGUAUUAUUAUCAGGUGUCGAGAGCAAAAGCCGCGAUGAUCAGAGACAUGGAAAAUGCAGUUGAACGAUUAACUGACGAAUCGUCAAUGGUUUCCCCUGAGAAUGAUGUUAAAAAAAUAAACAUUUUAUUAGAAAAAUUGAUCAACUGUUUACCAGGUAAUGUUAAAAUAAAACGUAAAGAAUUACCUCCAUUGCCUUCAUACAACAGAAAAGUGGAAACUCAUAACGGAAAUGAAGAAUUUUCAAGUCUUUUUAUAAAUCUUGCAUCGCAUAUUGACAGAGACUUUGCCAGCAUUCAUGAUCUAAUUAACGGAAUUUUUUUAUCCGGGUGGCAGAAAGCUAGAUUGUCAUUAAAUAAAAUUCAAGAUCAAUUGAGAGAAGAUGAACUGAAUCAACUUGUUCGUUCAUUUGCCGCGGAAAUUAGCAAAAUAAAUAAUAAACAAGAGAUUAUUCAGGCACAAGUGACAACUAACACUUGGCAGACUUAUAAUCAACUCAAUCAACGAGUUCAAUUAGCUCUACAAUCACUUUAA